This is a messenger RNA of Paramormyrops kingsleyae, 5141 nucleotides long. The record is from RefSeq and is a predicted model, not a curated record. Lineage: Eukaryota; Metazoa; Chordata; Actinopteri; Osteoglossiformes; Mormyridae.
GUUUUCUCGUUGCCACAGAGAAGAUGUUGAGGUUCGUUGUCAGUUUUCAGGCGUCGGUCGGCGGGUGCUGCGCUGGGAAUUGGGAUGAAGUGGCCGUCAGUGCUGUGUUAUCCUGGCGCUGCGUUUAGCCCUUUCUUUUUUGAUGUAUGAUUCGAAAUUGUACGGUAUACGGUAUCAGGGAUACUGGACAACGUUUUAAUGUUUGUUUUUUUUCUCGGCACCCGUUGCUGGCCUUUCGGUUAACGGUUUUUGUGCCUUCAUUGCAAUGGGAAUGCAUUACGUUUUCCCUUUAAUGUGUAUGUGACUGCUGUGUGGUGCCGUAGGAGAGGCCAGCCGGACAGAUAGUAAGGCUGCCUUGGGUUAAUACCGGCCGGUGUAGUCAGUAGUGUGAUAGUCAGGCUCCCUGUACGCCCACAGACCGCUGCCGUCGUACAUGUCCUGACAUCCAGCUUCCUUCCCGACGUAUUACGUUGAACAAGUCAAACAAGCGUCGGUGUGACGGGCCGGGUGCGUCUGAAUGACUCGGUACCGUUACCCGGCACCUCGGUAAGCCUGCCGCCCCCGCUACGACCGUCGCCCUCCUCUCCGCGGAGCAGCCGGACAGACCCCUGAGAAUGCACACCAGCCGCAGCCCGGCCUCCCUCCCCGGCGGCCUGGCAGGCGAAGCCCUGGACCUGAGCCUCACCGGCUCCCAGCUCACGGUGACCCGCCGGCCCAGCAGCGCCUCGCCCGGAAAACACCUGUCCCGCUCCGUGUCGGUGUCGGCUGCCAGCGAGGGCCGAGGCAAGCGCAACACACUGGCUGAAGCUGGACUGGGCGCUUCCCGGUCCAUCAAGAACCUGCGGCGGUCCAACAGUACCACUCAGGUGAACCAGCGGACGAACCUCACUAUCAGUGAGGACAAGAGCGAGGACUUGCUCACUUUUCUGGACAGCAGCUCGGAUGGCAGGAGGAAGCUGGCCAGCCUCGGCAAGGCGUCCCCAGACCGCACCACCUGGAACAUUCUGGACGACCAGCCGCGGACCUUCCCUGUGUCCCCCAGCACACGCAGUGCAGGCAGCCUGGACUCACCCACGGGCCAUAAGAAGAGGGAGGUGGGCGUGGCACUGGCAGCCAACUUCACCGCCAACAACAGGAGCAACAAGGGCGCCGUGGGAAACUCGGUCACGCCCAUCCUGCAUAACAACCACUCCGAGAAGCCGCUCACGCCCAAGAGCUCCAAUCAGAAGCCUUCCUUCAACAACCUCAUCAAAGCCACGGCAAGCGAUGAGGGCCCCCCAGAGGGUGGGUCUCUCACCAAGUCCCAGAAGAACUUCUCCUCCUCGCCGUGCUCCAACAGCAACGUGCCAUGCGGCAGCCCCUCCCAGUCUCGACGCCGUGAGGUCACCGAGGAGGAGGCCGAGAGGUUCAUCCAGCAGGUGAACCACGCUGCCAUAACCAUCCAGCGUUGGUUCCGGCGGCACUCUCAGAGGCAACGAGCCGGCGAAGCCGCCCUCCGCCGUCUGCUGGCUGCCAAGAAGCGGGAGCGGGAGCAGAAAGUGGAGGAAGGUCGAAAGACCCCAGAGCUGCAGAAGAAGAAAGACGAGGACAGGAAGCGGAUCCGUGAGGAGAAGGCACGCUUGGCCCGGGCUGCCGCCAUACAGUGCAGCGCACUAGUGACACACACCAACAUGAACGUGGCAGAGCAUCCGGCUGACACAUCCAACCUGAGGGCGGGGUCUCCCACCACCUCGCAGGGCCGGGGCUCCCGCUGCUCUCAGGAACUCCUACAAAGGACCGUUAGUAUGGAGGACCAGCAGCAGGUUGCACCGUCGAGUAGAACGCAGUCCAAGACCACACUGAAUGACCUGCUGGACACCCUGAAGCUACUGGAGGAGGACCCAAUGGAGCCCAAAAGCUACAAGAAGGACAAGUACGCCUGGAUUGACCAGGAAAGAGACCCCAUCUCUCUGACAGCGGAUAACCUGGAGCGCCAUGGUCAGCUGAGUCAGGUGUCUGUCCUGCCAGAUGGGGGUGCCCUGCUCUCCGAGGCCAAGCUCCAGAGCAUCAUGAACUUCCUGGAUGAGAUGGAGAAAUCGGAGCAGGAGCGCCCUCGCUCUGUCACCUCGGGCUCCCACAGAGAGGGGCUGCUGUCGGAGGAGGAGCUGGCCGGCGUGGACCAGGCGUCUGCCACAGCGGCCGAGGUCACCAGCAACAUGAUGAGGUUGAAGCUGGAGCUGGAGGAGAAGAAGCGCUCCGUCACAUUGCUGCAGACCGCGCUGGCCCAGCAGCGGGAGCUGACAGCACGUCACGUCAAGGAGACGGAGAAGGAGCUGAAGCGUAACUUCCAGCUGCAGAAGGAGCAGUACGAAUCCACCAUCCAGAGACACCUGGCCUUCAUAGAUCAGCUGAUUGAUGAUAAGAAGGCCCUAAACGAGCGCUGUGAGACCGUGGUGGCUGAGCUCAAACAGGUGGACCAGAAGUACACCAAGAAGAUCGCCCAGAUGCAGGAGCAGCAUGACCUGGUGUGGCACAUUCUGGGUCCGUUGUGUGAGGAGAUCAAGAAACUGAAAGAGCUAAUGGGCACCACAGAGAGGAUUCGACGUGAGAAGUGGAUCGACGAGAAGACCAAGAAGAUCAAGGAGAUCACAGUGAAAGGUCUGGAGCCUGAGAUCCAGAACCUGCUCUCCAAGCAGAAGCAGGAGUUGUCCAGGCUGCGGGCGCUGCACCAGGCCGAGCUGCUGCAGGCUGAUGAGCGCGCCGCCCAGCGCUACGUGCGGCAGAGCGAGGAGCUACGGGCGCAGCUGGAGAGGGAGCGGGACGAGUGCUGCCAGAGGGAGCGCGAGCUGGCCAAGCAGAGGUUCGAGAAGCAGCUGCAGGAGGAGGAACAGGCUCUCCAGCAGCAGAGGAGGCGACUCUAUAAGGAGGUGGCAGAGGAGAAAGAGAGACUGGCCCAGCUGGCAACCAGGCAGCGCGCCGAACUGGAUGACCUAAGGAGGCACCUGGAGGAAAACAGCACCCUGGCCAGACAGGCCCUCCGCGAGGAGCUGGAUAAGUCCCGCGAGGAGCAGGAGAGGCGGCAUCAGGCGGAGCUGAAGGCCUUGAAGGAGCGGAUGGAGAUUGAGAAGCAGGCCUGGGAGGAGAACUACAUGAAGAAGGAGGAAACGUGGCUGCUGAGCCGUGAGCGGGAGCUGAAGGAGGAAGUGCUCAGGGGGAGGGAUAAGGAGAUCGAGCUGGCCAUCCAGAGGCUGGAGGAGGAGACCAGCGAGGCUCGGGAGGAGUGCGAGAGGGUGGCAGAGAACCGGAUGAAGCGGGUGCGGGAUAAGUUUGAGGCCGAGCUGUGCGAGAUGGAGCGCUCGGAGAGGACGGCGCAGGACAGGUGCCGGGAGCUGAAGCAGAGGCAGGCUGAGAUGGAGGCCGAGAUCCUGCACCUGCAGGCCGUGCUGCGGCAAAAAGAGCAAGAGGUGCAGGACGUCUCCCAGGUGCGGGACAAGCUAGCGGAAGAGCGCCGCAGUCUGUCCGAAGUGAUCCGACAAGAGUUCGCUGAGCGGCUGGUGCUCACCGAGGAGGAGAACCGGCAGAUGAAGAUGGAGGUUUCGGAGCUGCGGGCACGACUUCGCUUGGGGGUGGAGAGGGUGGCUCGUGAGAAGGAGGAGGAGCUGACCGAGGUCCAUCAGCGGGUGAAGUCGGCCAUCCUGAAGAAGGACGAGAUGGUCAGUAACCUCCGGAAGCAGUACGAAGCUGCCGUUAAGAGGGCCGACCACCUGGAAUCCCUGCUGGAACAGCAGCGGAAGCAGCUUCUGGGCAAAUGAGGCGGUGUAGACGUCAUCUCAGAGAAGCCCCGCCGACAGCCACAGCCCCCACCCUGUGUCCUCUCAGCUAGCUGGAUGUUCCUGACCGAUAGUCUCUAGGGCUUCAGCAAACAUUUAUCCAUAUUUAAGUAUGAACAGGGGCUGUGCCUCCCUGACACCACCGGAGAUUCAGGUGGGAUCCGCAGGCCCCUCCUCCGCCCUCACGCUCCAGGGUAAGACGGCCCCUGUCAGAAAUAAAUGGGGGGAGGUGGUGGUUCUGUGGGACAAGGAAGGAGAGAUCAUUGGUGGGGUAGGGAGGGCUGCAGCUGGAACCCCCCCCCCCCCCAGCCUGGCCCCGAGGACGCUGUGCCGGUUUCCAUGGCAACAUGCUGGGAAGGACACAGCAGUCUUUCUGGAGCCCAGAGGAAUCGCAGGGGAGGGGCUGGUUUACAGUUUUACCAGGGACACCAAAACAUUCCGUCAGAGGACAAUGAAGUGGAGCUAAAGGCGGAGACAGUGACUCGUGAUCGUGUGCCGCACCUCCCCCGGUGAUCUGCUUAUGACUUUAUUUUUGGGUGCUUGUCAUGUCCCGAAGGGGGGGGGGGGGGGGGCUGGCUCUGCGGGGGCCCUCUGGCACAGAAGGGGCUUUCCAAAGCCGGCAUGCGUUUGAAUGAGAAUAUGGCCUUUUUCUGCGCUGCACAUAUCAUUUGACUCCGUGACCCUCUGGGCUUUUAAUAAUUACAAGAUUUCCAAAUUGGACCCCCCCCCCCACACACACACACACCCCAAUGAAGCAGUAGGGUCAUCACAGUGGGGACCGUUACUUUAGUAAUAGAUCUAAUCUCAUGUCUAAAAUAGUUUGGGACAUUGUGAAAGUGGACAGAAGAUGAAAUGGAAGAUACUGUUACUUGUGUUUUAAGGAAAUGGAUAGAUGGAGUCAGAUGUAUGACGGCUUAUAGCUAAUUAGUGGGUGCGGAAGGCCAGUCUUGGUGAGCGAGAGUGCUCUGAAUGAGGGGGAGGGGCUAUGGAAUGUAAGGAUGGGGGGUGUUCUGGUGCUGAGAGAUCUUCGGGGAUGCAGCUUCAGACAGAGCACGCAGAACUCUACACUUCAUGCUGGUAUCUUAGGGUGUCGUCCUUACUGGUGUGAAUACGCAGCCUCACUGAGCAGCCGGCACAGCCCAGAUAUCCACUACCUUACCAGCGGCCAAAGCCGUCCUGUCUUUAUUUCUUUUCUCUUUUUUGAGUUUUCCCUAUUCUGUAUGCAUUUCUCUCCAUGUCGGUACAUGUAAAUUGUGAAUACUUUGUAUUGUUCUGUAGUAAUCCAUUGGUAACGCAGAGAUUUCAUUAAAAAUAUUAGUGAAUUUUACAAAA